Molecule: messenger RNA, 6978 nt
Organism: Aedes aegypti (yellow fever mosquito)
Lineage: Eukaryota; Metazoa; Arthropoda; Insecta; Diptera; Culicidae
Product: ecdysone receptor
Exons: 10
Coding region: 2640-4970 (776 amino acids)
Biological process (GO): negative regulation of transcription by RNA polymerase II; cell differentiation; ecdysone receptor signaling pathway
Cellular component (GO): nucleus
Molecular function (GO): RNA polymerase II cis-regulatory region sequence-specific DNA binding; nuclear receptor activity; ecdysone binding
Source: RefSeq, a predicted model, not a curated record
GUGCCCAUUAGAAGGUGUUUGUGAAUGGACGGGUGGCAAUAAGCAGAAGCGACUAUCUUUGGACGGACGGAUUUACUUUGCGUGUUAUAUUUGUAAACCUUGUCUCUUGUCGGUGCUUGGUGCAAGUGAACUAAACCCAAAAAUACGAGGGCCCACGACGAAUGUGUCUCGAAUGUCUACGCGUUUAUAUCCGGAGAAAAGUCGUGCGAAUUCGUGUGGUUUGGAACGUAGUUGGAUUGUGUUCUGAACCAGGAUUUAAGUGUUUAAUCGUAUUCCCCAUUUUUUCCCUGUCGCGUUCCGUACACAAUAAGUCGAUUUCGGUCAAAGGAGAUCAAAUCGCAGAAUCUCUCCAUGUAUAGCACUAGAGAAGCAAGAUAAGCGGAAUUCCGUAGUGGCGUCAUAAAGGUGUAAAUCAAAAGUGAGGAAGAUUGCAAUUUCGGGUGGAGGUUUUGUGUUGUUGUCGUCGUUCUUGGGAUGGUUCCGCAAAUGGAGUCUGAGAUUGAAGACAUCGCGAUGGAGGAAAUACACAGCUUGUGAGUCACUUUCCUGGGGGUUCCGUGUACUAUAGUGAAUCUCACCCAUGAAAGGUAUUUGCAUGUCCCAGAAAAAAGUGAUUUCGUUGCAAUAUUCGCCAAAGGCGAUGUGUGUGAAACAAGGUGUGAAAACUUCGAUUUUAUGUGUGUUCUUGAUCGACUAUCAAGAGUGGUGCAAUAAUCCUUGAGAAAAGGGAAUGGGAGUUGGCAAAAAAGGUGCGUGUUAACCAGUGUUUUCCCUAUUCAACUAAUAUGCUCCACCGAGCAAUAGCUCUCCUGGUUGCUAGGUGAAAGUAGGUGUAGUUCUAUCGGAAGUGUAAAACAGAACGCCUGAACGCCCAAUUAUGAGGUCAUCCACCAGAACACAGUAAGGGAACACCAAUUCCUGAACAUCUACGUCCAUAGUCAACCAAAGUUUGGGGCGGCAAAAAGUGUUCUUCUCACUGAAAACGUUCAGCAUUAGACAAGCCGAAUUCCUUCGUCGAUCGUCACUUGCAUGAAGAAGAUGAUCCCAUCCCGGGAACGCCAAGAAGAAUUUUCCACAUAAUUUCAGUUUGUAUCUCAAAUUGUGUAAUAAAGUGUUUCUGUGGGCUCUUUCAUUUUCGUGUGCUGGAAGUUCCAUAAAAAUAAAAGAAAAGGAAGAAGCAAUAGUUGAAUAGAGUGCGCGCAGACGAAGAGCGCUGUGGCGGCGAGGAGAAGUGAAUAAUAGUGGAACGGAGGAGGUGGUGUGGAAAAAGUGCGUGGAGAAAAGCGAUUCAAGUGCCCGAGAAGCGGAGGAACAGGCAGAGAGCAACUAAAAUCCUCUGGUGUUCGCACUACUGGGGGGAAAUAGCUGGGCCGCGCAACAUAGAAAAAAAAAGUAAUUAAAUAACAGUUAGAUUACGCUGGCUGCCUUGUUGGUUCUCGGGAGCAUCGGGGCAUCCAACGGCUCCAGAAGCAGAGCUCAGACGAAGCAGAAACCGUCCGGCUUCGGAAAUCGGAGAAGAGCCAUGUUCAACUUCAACGACGGAAUGAAGAUCCCUCGUCAAACACUUCCAGUGCUGCCAACAGUGAAGUAAUACUCCAGUGAAACUAAAAAAUAACCUCGUCAAAAUCAACUGUACCAGUUUGGUCCCAGUAUAUCAUGUAAUUAGUCGAUACAGUGUCAUACUUCUUACAGUGAAUCGUUACACACCAGCUUCCUUUACGGUUGUAAGUUAAUCAAGUGCACACAAGAAGCCUUAAGCGUGCACCGAAGAAAGCAAUCUCAACAGCAACAACCAUUCAAUCAAUCAAUCAACCGCCAGAGAAGCACCAACGGAAAAUCUACGCACCAAAAUCAGUGUAUUCGUCAUCACAAUUGAUCGAUCAGUGAUAGAGUGAAUGUUAAAUGUUCUAAAAUAGCCGAAGAAUCUCGCUUAAGAAUAUCGAAUAAGCCGCGCGCUGAAGCAAAUCUCACUGUCGCAUGUAAAUUACCAACCCGGAAAUAUCCAGUGCAAUAUUCUCAGUCAGCAACUAAACCAGCAGAGAAGAAAAUCCACAGCUGCCAUUUUUACCUUCCGCAAAGUAACCAGUGUUGUAUAUGUGUCUGUCGUAAAAAAAAGUUUUUUGAGUGUUUGUGAAUAUUAAACGUCGAGAAAGAUACGGCCGCUAUUGAAGACGGUGUUGAAUCUAUAAGUUGAUAGUUUUCCCGAAGAAAAAAUUGAAAAAAGUAAAACACACAAGAGCGGAUGAAGAAGAAAAGCUGCUGAAUUUCUGUUCAUCGGUGGAAAUCUGCCAGAGUAUUGUUAUCAUCUUCAAGCGGAAAACAAUUUUAACUGACAUUGAAGAUUCCGAUCGUUCAGAUGGGUCACUAGCUCGAUACCCUUGAUAACUCUUAAAGCUCAGCAUCUCAAAUCCCACCAUGAUUCAGCAGUUGAAAGAACACAGCAAGUUCAAAAAGAAGAGACCAGUGCUAGAACUGUACCAUUCAACAGAUCGUCCCUACCAUAAAUGAAUCUCACCCCUACCAAUGUAGAAAACGUUCGAACCCCCUUCCUGUAAGUCCUUUAAUUCAUUUUCGUUCUUUGAAUUGUCCGCAAAACGCGUAAGAACGAUCACUCUGAAACGAUCUCUCAUCGAAAGGUCAUGUACCGAUUGAACAUUGUAAGCACAAAUCCAUCUGGAAGCGUACAGCAGCAGCAGCAGGCACAGGGACAGCAGGUGAUCAGUAGUGUAGUCAGGCCUCAGCAGCAGCAGCCGCCGCCGCAAUUAGCCCUGGUUCAGACCGGAGGUUCUGGAGGAACAACGACGACCAUCAUCGGGCUGACGUCGUUGAAUGCCCUCAAUGCUACCACGAUUACCGGACUGGUGGCAGGAGCAGCAGGCAGUAGCACUUCGGCAAUCGCGGCUGCCGGCGCUAGUAACUCGGGUUCUGGACCGUCGACGGCGACGACCAAGCACAUCCUGAAGGCGGCCACCACCAACAACAACAUCAGCAUCGUCAAGAUCGUUGAUGACAUCAUGCUGAAGGCUGUCAAGGUGGAACCCCUUCCGAUGGAUACUGGAGGCGGUGGCGGCGGCGUCAGUAUGAUUCCAAGUUCGGCCACAACCAGUGGCGGCGUAACGGUGACGGCCAUUCCGGCUUCGGUGGCGCCAAUGCCUCCAGUGGCAGCCGGCACCAACGUCAGCUCAAACGGUUCCGUUACGGUUUACGCAAGCGGAAAGCGACGGUUGGAAAGCAACGAGGAAUGGAUUUCCUCUCCUAGUCCGGGCAGUGUGCCAGGUUCGGCACCGCCACUGAGUCCUUCCCCCGGCUCGCAGAGCCACACCUACACUACCACCAUGUCCAAUGGCUACUCGUCUCCGAUGUCCACCGGCAGCUACGAUCCGUACAGUCCAAAUGGAAAAAUGGGUCGUGAGGAUCUAUCGCCUUCCAGCAGUCUCAAUGGCUACACCGACGGCAGCGACGCCAAGAAGCAGAAGAAGGGACCCACGCCGCGGCAGCAGGAGGAACUGUGUCUGGUGUGCGGCGAUCGGGCGUCCGGUUAUCACUACAAUGCCCUCACCUGCGAGGGUUGUAAAGGUUUCUUCCGGCGGAGCGUCACCAAGAAUGCGGUGUACUGCUGCAAGUUCGGGCACGCCUGCGAGAUGGACAUGUACAUGCGGCGGAAGUGCCAGGAGUGCCGGCUCAAGAAGUGCCUGGCCGUCGGGAUGCGGCCGGAGUGCGUCGUGCCGGAGAACCAGUGCGCCAUCAAGCGGAAGGAGAAGAAAGCCCAGAAGGAGAAGGACAAGGUGCAAACGAACGCCACCGUCAGUACAACGAACAGCACCUACCGGUCGGAGAUACUGCCGAUCCUGAUGAAAUGUGAUCCACCGCCGCACCAAGCGAUACCUCUACUACCGGAAAAGCUCCUGCAGGAGAAUAGGCUAAGAAACAUACCUCUACUGACGGCGAACCAAAUGGCCGUCAUUUACAAACUCAUCUGGUACCAGGACGGGUACGAGCAACCCUCGGAGGAAGAUCUCAAACGGAUAAUGAUCGGUUCACCCAACGAGGAGGAAGAUCAACAUGACGUGCACUUCCGGCACAUAACGGAAAUCACAAUCCUAACAGUACAACUAAUCGUGGAGUUCGCCAAGGGACUGCCAGCAUUUACCAAGAUUCCACAGGAGGACCAGAUCACGCUGCUGAAGGCCUGCUCAAGCGAGGUUAUGAUGUUGCGAAUGGCCCGCCGCUACGACGCUGCCACCGAUUCGAUCCUGUUCGCGAACAACCGGUCCUACACGAGGGACUCCUACCGGAUGGCCGGCAUGGCGGACACGAUAGAGGACCUGCUGCACUUCUGCCGGCAGAUGUUCUCCCUCACGGUAGACAACGUCGAGUACGCACUCCUCACGGCGAUAGUCAUCUUCUCGGAUCGGCCCGGACUGGAGCAAGCCGAACUGGUCGAGCACAUCCAGAGCUACUACAUCGACACGCUGCGGAUCUACAUCCUGAAUAGGCACGCGGGCGAUCCGAAGUGCAGUGUGAUAUUCGCCAAACUGCUGUCGAUCCUGACGGAGCUCCGAACGCUGGGCAACCAGAACUCGGAGAUGUGCUUCUCGCUCAAGCUGAAGAACCGCAAACUGCCACGGUUCCUGGAGGAGAUCUGGGACGUCCAGGACAUACCGCCCUCGAUGCAGGCCCAGAUGCACAGCCAUGGCACCCAGUCCUCGUCCUCAUCGUCCUCCAGUAGUAGUAGUAGUAGUAACGGUAGUAGUAACGGUAACAGUAGUAGUAAUAGUAAUAGUUCACAGCACGGGCCACAUCCGCAUCCGCACGGGCAGCAAUUAACGCCAAAUCAGCAGCAGCAUCAGCAGCAGCACAGUCAGUUACAGCAAGUUCACGCCAACGGCAGCGGAAGUGGUGGCGGCAGUAACAAUAAUAGCAGUAGUGGGGGCGUAGUCCCGGGCCUCGGCAUGCUCGACCAGGUAUAGCUAGUGUAGGGCACGGUUUCCGGGCCGGUUUCCAUUCCACUGCUGGCCAGCGAAACCAUGCUUCCGCCACCGUCGUCGGUGUCGCCUUUCCCCGGAGCGGACGACAUUCUGUUCAUUGUCGAUGGCUAGAUAAAGAGGGGGAAAGAGAGAGAGAUAUAGAGACGCACUCGCCGCACGUGGCGCUUACAGAUUCUACAGAUUUUCUCUAUACCUAUAAUUGUAAAAAGGCUUUAAUUUAUUUCUUCUUUUUCGUUUUGGACUUUGUUUUUGUAUAUUCUUGCGGUUUUCCUUACGCGCGCGAGCAUGCCGCUCGUAGGGACCUUGGGCAGUGCUGGACACUGCUGGUGGAAUAUUGACUUAAGUAACAAUACCUAGAUAGGAGAUACGAGGGGGGCGCAGAUUAGAAGGCGAGACGGAACGACACAAGAGGGAAAUUCAACAUUCUGACAGCAUCGUCCAGUGGCACGGUUCAACGUAGCAAGUGACUGAAUUACAAUUUUUCAUUUUUUUUUUGUUUGAAACUUACAUUUAGUAGGGCUAUUACGUUUAGGUUUUGACUUUUUCGCAAAACAAUAAAAAGUAUUCCAGUAGAACGCAAACACGGUACAUACGCGACGAGAAAGGUUGGGGCGGAACCGUCGGUUCGAAAGUUUUUUGUUUGGUCUGAACGCAACACAAAGAGAGAAAGUUCCGCUGCGCAGGCUUUACUGUGUAAUAUUAGGAAGUUAGGAAAGAGUCGUGUUUAUACUAAAUAUGACCAUUUAUAGCAGGAAAUCGGGGGGAAACUGCGACCCGCGACAUAACUCAUCCUCACUCGGAAAUGGUUUGGUUGGAAGUAGAUGUGUUUCGGACGAGUUGUGGACUCUAACUCCUAUUUUAGAAAAUAGAAUAAAAAUUACGAUAGAACGAGCUCACCAUUACUUGAUUGUAGUGGUUAUCUUUGUGUCGAGUCAUUGUAAUGAUAGUGGAAGUCGAAACAUUCUCCAUGGCUUACGGCUCCUGCUGUUGAACAGGACUUUGGCUGUCGAGAUGUGCUUCGGGCACGUCAAUGCAACUGUCAAACACAAAGAGUAUCGUUUCACUUGCACACAUAUACUUCUAUCCAGACAUUUCCGUAUGCAUCUACUACCACUACCCCCUCUGUAACAAAACUGAAGAAAACCCAAUCCCCAUCCUCCCCUCUCAAAACCCAUAAACACACACACUCGUACAACCGUAAGUUUACGCAAAUAAACACACGUUUUAGCUGGUAAGGAAAACGAAAAGAGAUGGAAGAGGUUCCCCAGUUUUUGGUGGUCGGCGAGAAGAAAACAACCCGGUGAGACAUAAAAAUCAAACAGUAGUAGGAAACAAGAUGCUGCCACCUGCGAAUCCGAUCGUCGGAUUCCGAACACACACACACACAGACACCCAUAUGAUACUAGCCACCCCUUCCCGAAAGAAUCACACACACUCACUCAUUCACACGAAACAAUGGAACUACUGCUAGUUACUACCACUACCACGACAACCACUGCUGUGGGAAUCCACGUGGAUCCCCCUCCCCCGCGGAGCUCCGUGCGGGAGAGGCCACGUGGUCGUCCCUUCGGUGGCGACCUCUUCCGGUAUCGUUUGGCUGUGACUUGUUAAUAUUUUUAAGAUGAUGAUCAAUAUGAUAACAGAAAGAAAUAAUGUAGAUUAUGAUGAUGAUGAUAAUACACACACACAAACACACUAUAGUAUAGUUUAUGAUGAUGUAUAGUUUUUAGGGAAGUUUCAGUGCGAAUCAGUGUGGAGUGCCGCAAGGCAAGAAAUCGAGCAACAAGGAUACGUUGUAGUUGUACUAAACUAACUCCAGAGAGUGAGGUUAGGAGCGGCGAGUGAUUUUAUAAAUGAGCGAAAUGCGAGCGAGUUGUGUAUCAUACUAGUUGGUAGGGUAGGAUAGGCGAGUGAGAAUCUUGGCGUGCGAAGAUAUGAUGAAGCGGAUCAAAAUAUGAAGUAGUUGGAAGAGAAAAGAAGCUCUAUUAUA